Molecule: messenger RNA, 960 nt
Organism: Penicillium taxi
Lineage: Eukaryota; Fungi; Ascomycota; Eurotiomycetes; Eurotiales; Aspergillaceae
Product: SDR family oxidoreductase
Exons: 4
Coding region: 1-960 (319 amino acids)
Molecular function (GO): oxidoreductase activity, acting on the CH-OH group of donors, NAD or NADP as acceptor
Source: RefSeq, a predicted model, not a curated record
AUGGCUAGAGUUCUUCUGACUGGUGGCAGUGGAUUUAUUGCCGCUCAUAUCCUGCAAGCCUUGCUCGAACGAGGUCAUUUCGUUGUCACUACCGUCCGGUCUGCUGCAAAGGGUGAUAAGAUUCUCGCGGCGUAUCCCAAUACACCUCAAGAGAAAUUAUCAUAUGUGAUUGUUGAGGAUAUCGCUGCAGACGGAGCAUUUGACGAGGCCGUCAAAUAUGACCCUCCAUUUGAAUUCGUAAUUCACACAGCCUCCCCUUUUCAUCACAAAUUUGCAGAUCCACUCGAUUUGCUCAAUCCAGCAGUCAAUGGAACCAAAGGAAUUCUCAAAGCAAUCAAAGCUCACGCACCAUCUGUGAAGCGGGUCGUUGUUUAUGACGAGACAUCGUGGAACCCAGUAACUUGGGAUGAGGCCAUAGCAGAGCGUUCAAAAACCUACCGUGGCUCGAAGAAGUUCGCAGAAAAGGCGGCAUGGGACUUUAUUGAGAAGGAGAACCCUGGAUUUGACCUGGCUACUAUAAAUCCACCUCUGGUGUACGGUCCAGUUGUUCAUCAUCUUGAGGGCCUCAGCAGGCUCAACACUUCCAACCAAACAAUCGGCGAAUUUGUCCAGGGCAAGCACACAGCAGAUGAACUUCCACCCACUGGAACUCUCUUGUGGGUUGAUGUUCGUGAUUUGGCUUUGGCUCACGUUAAGGCAAUAGAAAUUCCUGAAGCUGGUGGAAACCGAUUUUUCGUUACGGCGGGCUACUGCUCGACUAAGAGAAUUGUUGAUGCCAUUCGACAAAGGCUACCCGAGCUAGCAGCAUCUCGUCUCCCGAAGAAUCCUAUUGAAGAUUUCCCUAAAACUGUCUAUGGCUAUGACAACUCGAAAACCAGGAACAUCCUGGGUAUCAAUUUCCGUUCACUAGAAGACAGCAUUGGCGAUACCGCUGUCUCUUUACUGCAGCUAGCGAACUAA